Messenger RNA from Oryzias melastigma (Indian medaka), 2557 nucleotides. RefSeq names its product E3 ubiquitin-protein ligase RNF182. Gene Ontology annotation, molecular function: ubiquitin protein ligase activity. The transcript has a single exon. Lineage: Eukaryota; Metazoa; Chordata; Actinopteri; Beloniformes; Adrianichthyidae. Gene Ontology annotation, biological process: protein ubiquitination. The coding region runs from base 542 to 1312 and encodes 256 amino acids. The record is from RefSeq and is a predicted model, not a curated record.
GAAGGGUGCUGAAGUCAGUUUGCUCCUGACCUUGAAGAUGAGUGCUUCCGGUUUUCUGUUGCAUUGAUCUCCCUCCUUCUCUCCCCGAAUGUGAAUGAAACGUGAAUGUGCUGCAGUCAUGAUGUCAUGAGUUCGUCUGUGUUUAUUUCACGGUUGCAGUCGGGGACUUUUCUGUCUCGUUUUGUGGGGGGAAACAGGGACCCGCCGCCCUCCAGCUGACCACAUGCGCGCAUCCUGCUGCGCGCGGCGGCUCUGGGAGCAGCAACAACAACAAGCUCCAUCUUUCUUCCUCGGGACUCUCGGAGGCGGCUCGUCAUCAGUGCGUGACCGUGGGAUGCUCGGGCAGCUCCCACAGCGGAAUCACAAUUACAUCAUCUUUUCCCACGCAGCCGAGCCCGAGAGGAGCUGUGCGGAUCUGCGCUCCUGCGCGGCGCGGAGCGCUGAAGGAGCGAUGGCGCUUCGGUGAGGCGGUGGGAGGGGAGACGUGUUCCGUCAUCAGCAUCUGUCCGCCUGCUCCCUUUGUGUUCACCGGAGAAUGUGAAUGGCGAAAGAUGACAUGGCAGAGGUAGAGUUACCAUCCAGCGGAGCGGACCCCCCCGGCGAGGCCUCCUCUGCGUUUCCCUACGAGGAGUACGAAUGCAAAAUCUGCUACAAUUACUUCGACCUUGACCGGCGGGCUCCGAAGAUCCUGGAGUGCCUGCACACCUUCUGCGAGGAGUGCCUGAACACGCUUCACCUCCGGGAGGAGCGGCCAUGGCGCAUCAGCUGCCCCGUCUGCCGCCACCGGACCCCCGUGCCGGAUUACCGGAUCCAGAACCUGCCCAACAACACCAAGGUGACGGAGGAUUUUCCGCUCUACAUUGACUCGGACCCCCUCCCGCAGGACGCUCUGCCGCCGUUCCCUCCCCCGAUGCACCCAGCCCUCGUCGCCCUCCGCCGCGAGGAGGCUUCGGGGGCGUCCAGCGUCAGCCAGGCGACCCCGUCCACCACCGUGUCCACGGCCACCACCCUCUCCCAGGACUCGGUCCGCUACGACAGCUGUCAGAGCUGCAAGCGCGUGGCGCUGACCACCGGCUGCGUGUGCGUGAUCUUCUCCUUCCUGUCCAUGCUGGUGCUGCUCUUCAUGGGCCUGAUCUUCGUGCACAGCCACAGCAUCCCGCCGUCUCCGGCGGGGCCCAUCUGCUUGUCGGUGGCCAGCAUCCUGGCCAUGUUCUCGGUGGUCGUCACGUGGCUCAUCUGCUGGCUCAAGUACAGACCGGAUCACGAGACGGGCCGCGCGUCCGCCACCGGGAGCUCCCGGAGGAACGCCUGACAGGCAGGGAUCCCGGAUCCCUUUACUUUUCCAGGGAGAAAUCUCGCCUAAAAUGGCCUUUUUAACCUGUAAAGCAAGCAAACACCUGAAGGCCUUCAUGGGGGUUUGGAGAGCGAACAUCCUUGAUAAUCAUUUCCUGAACUUAUGCACUUGACCUGAAGAGAUCUGCACCUUGAAGUUCAGGCUCUGGCCUUGUUGCAGGUCAGCUGGUUUGUUUAGAUGACUGAAUGUGAAGUGCUCAGUCCCCCUCUAAACUAAUAUGCAUUCCCCAUUGUGCUUCUGUAUCUGUCACUCAUAGCACUAAUGUACAGAACAUCCUCACCUUUCAGUUUCUGGAUGGGUUUGAAUCACACUUGUGUAAAUAGUUAGCUGAUGUUCAUGAUUCAUGGUUUAGCGUCAUCCCUUUGACUGUUAUCACCACCACUGAAAGCUGCACUUCUCCAAGUAGCUUUUUGGAUUGUUUCUGCCACUUUAGUGCACACCUGAGAGGUUCUUCUUAUUCAUGGUCCUUACUGUGCCUCUACUUCCUAAUGAAGUGAAGCUGCUGUCACCAUGGAAGUCCUGCAGGCCUGCAGCCAUUCAUCUCACUUCCUGUCCUUUUAUUUUGAAAUGUGCAGAAACCUGAUACAUCUUUUUCCCCUUCCAUUUGACUACAUGAAAAGAUUCCAACUUCAGCUGCUUCAGAGUAUGUUGCUUGUCUUCCUUUGAAUGAAUGAGCAUCACACGUUCAGUACCAGCAGCAGCUCACUCUCCUCUCAACACCUGCGUGGUCCGAAGAUGCUGAGCAAGCGGAACAUCUUUGCUGAAGCAAUCUGAAACACUUGUAGAGCAGCAACGACAAGAUCAGCAUCCAGACAAAAGCCUGAAAACUUUUUAAUGGCGGAAAAUUUCCAAGACUUUCAUUUUGAAAAUACCAAAGUGAUGGUUGUUUUUUUUGUACCUGCUUCCCCUGUGCACUUGCAAUAGAAAAAGCUUCUUAUUGUCUCACCUGAACGCUUCAAUCAUCAACCUUUAGCAGGUUGAAUAUGAUGCACUUUCACCCUCUUAUUUUGUCUGUAGGGGGGUUAACCUUUGACCCGUGUCAGUGUAUUUAUUUAUUCAGAGGACCAAGACAAUGUUGUUGUUUAUUUUUCUUUUUUUUGAUGGUUGUAGUUGGAGUACCAAAUGUAUUUGCACAAAGAAAUGUUGCAUAUGUGCUGUUUUACAUAUAGACACAUUUCAGGAAUAAAGCAAACGUGAUUCCCG